AUGACAAGAUGUGAUAACACCGAGAAUCAUCAGCCCAACUAUGUAUUUAAGAAGCACACAUACAUUCUCAACUCCUUAUAUCUCAAGAUAGAAAUUUACUUCAACAAUGCUAAAGCUCUCGCCGUUUUCACCUUCACUGCCACCAUCGCACCAGUAGCCUCUAAAAGUAACAUCUCCCGUCGAGUUGAUUCCAAGAAUGACGACACUUACGGCAAAUACGAUAAACAAGACAAGCUAUCCCACGAAGACGCGUUCAAGAAGCACCGCGAGGAGGUCGAAAAGCAUAUCAAGCCGAACAACGAUACUGGCGAAAAGAACAAACCGGAUUUCAAGGUUGGUGGUAGCGAUGUUUGUUGA
Molecule: messenger RNA, 357 nt
Organism: Wallemia ichthyophaga EXF-994
Lineage: Eukaryota; Fungi; Basidiomycota; Wallemiomycetes; Wallemiales; Wallemiaceae
Exons: 2
Coding region: 1-357 (118 amino acids)
Source: RefSeq, a predicted model, not a curated record